Molecule: messenger RNA, 1246 nt
Organism: Dermochelys coriacea (leatherback sea turtle)
Lineage: Eukaryota; Metazoa; Chordata; Testudines; Dermochelyidae
Exons: 3
Coding region: 1-702 (233 amino acids)
Source: RefSeq, a predicted model, not a curated record
AUGCCCCAGGGGAGGGGCGGCGUCCCGCCCCCGUGUCACACGAGCCCGACCCCGACCGCGGCCCCAGGGCGAGGGGCGGGCUGCGGCCGCACCUUUGUCGCAGGCCAGCAGGAAGAGCUUCUCGUCCAGGGUGGUCUCCUCCUUCACCUGCCUCACGUCCUUCAGCGCCAGCAGCUUGUUGGGGGAGGCCGAGGCGGACGGGUCCGAGCUCUGGUACAGGGCGGCCAUGGCGCCGGCUCCGCCAGGCCCAUGGGGGUGCGGGGGGGCCCCGGACCAGCCCGCCCCGGGGUUCCCCACGCAGCGGGCCGCCUCGCAGCGGGACAGCGGGGCCGUAAACCCGACGCUGUCAACCCAGUGCAGGGCGGGGAGCGACCUCUCGCUGCGCAGGCGCGGAGGGGAGCCACGGGCCCCCCGAGGAGCUGGGCCGGGCUGGAGGACGCGGGGCGGGGCCCAGGACGCGGGGAGGCCGGACUCCGAUGCCUCGGGGCUGCGGCAGAAUUAGCUGAGCCCCAGGUUCAGUCGCUCCUCCCCUUAGGCUACAGGAGGGACCUUCAGGCGCUCCCGGAUAUCAAUAGGUUGUUGUCCUUAGAAAGCAUGCUCACAACCACAGGCGCUGACUCCAGUGGCUGGAGCACCCACAGGGAAAAAUUGGAAGAAUUUCUUGCAAUCAAGUACCCUUUCUAUGACAUUGAUCUUUUAUGACAGAAAAAUAGAUAUACAUGUGUUCAUUUAAAAUAAAUUCCAAAAGAAAAUGCAGUACAUAUAAGCUGAGUCCCCAGACUGGACUGGCCAGCUCUGUUUAUUGCUUUCUGAUACAACAGUUUAUGAAAGUUCAGAUAUUUACUCCAGCUGCAAGGGUUAAUAUAGACACAUAUCUUCCAGUAAUGUCCAUGGUACACAUUUGCCUUACUAUUUAGUGUUAUUCUUCACUUUGAUGAAAGUUUGUUGUUUUGUAAAAAAACAAUCUGGUAUAUUUAGGUGUUUACUCCCAUAUGAAAGAUUCAACAACAUAACACUAAACUCUAGACAAUAUGGUGAUCACAGAUCCAAACUAGCUCCAAUAAAGUCAAUGGCAAGACUCUCAUUGACUUCAGCAGGAAUUGGAUCAGACCUUCAGAGAAUAAGGCAAUGAUGCUGAUCUUUGUUCAGUUUGGGGAAAAUAUAAUAGUGUUUGAAUGGACUUUCACACAGUUAUGACUACAUGUAAACAACACCCACAAAAAUCAAAAUAUAUUUUCACAACAGA